GGUCUGUGCUUCCGGUGGAUGCAUCCGAGGAUCCCAUUGUCGGCGGUGUUGAGUGAGUUGUUGUUAUAGUAAUUAGAAGGAGCAUUGUAGUAGUUCUAUUGUUGUGUUUAUGUUAAUAGACUGAUGUUAAUACAUUACAUUACGUUACUAUUUUACAUUACAUUACAUUAUUGUUCUGUCUGCUCAGUAACUACUAGUGUGAUCAACAGCUUCAAUAACCGUGGCUGCAUCCCCCACACUCUGCCUCUCCAUCUCUUCCUGUCUCCAUUCCACCGCCUUCACCACCUCUUCCGAUGACGUCGUCUGGAGACACCUUCCUUACGUGAACUGGUCAUCCGACAGCUGCUGUCCGACAAGCUGCGUCUUGACUGGUGCUCGAGAUGAUAUUUACCUGAUUAAAAGUGUGGUGUAGAUGGCCUGAUGCCUGUUGUCUGUUGUCUAGUUAUCUUGCUGUCUCUUAGAUAUCAGAACAUUUUAUUUCUGAUUAUCUCUCUGUCUAUACUUAAUCACCCAAUGUGCAAUUAUAGCAAUCAUCUGCAUCUGCUGUCCGAGUUAUCUUAUGAUCUGCAUCCACCACUACCUACACCCCAAUGCCCACCUUACUAUAAUUCUUGCUGUAGUUCUCCAAUAGUCUCUUGUUUUAUUUUUAUUUUAUUCUAAUUUUAUUUAAAUUCUCU
Messenger RNA from Myxozyma melibiosi, 677 nucleotides. RefSeq lists its product as uncharacterized. Lineage: Eukaryota; Fungi; Ascomycota; Lipomycetes; Lipomycetales; Lipomycetaceae. The coding region runs from base 421 to 660 and encodes 79 amino acids. The record is from RefSeq and is a predicted model, not a curated record. The transcript has a single exon.